AUGUCCCUGAUAGUCAGAAGAGCCUUGAAUAUGGUAUCCCACCGACCAGAUAAUCCAGUCGUCGUUGUGAUCGGUGCUACGGGUACAGGAAAGUCCAAGUUAGCCGUUGAUUUGGCCACACGGUUCAAUGGCGAAAUCAUCAAUGGCGAUGCCAUGCAGAUGUACAAGGGGCUGCCAAUCAUAACGAACAAGAUUCCGCAGGAGGAACGCAACGGCAUUCGCCACCACCUCUUGGAUUUUAUUGGGCUGGAGGAGCCGCCGUGGACUGUCCACAAAUUCGUCAAGGAGAGUACCAAGGUCGUAGAUGAGAUCAGGUCCCGAGGGAAGCUUCCAAUACUUGUGGGUGGGACACAUUACUACACGCAUGCUCUUCUAUUCAAAGACGAAACUCUCUCGGCAGAUGAAGAAGAAGGCGGUACGGAAGAUGCUGAAGCGAAAGGAAGCGAGGACCUCGCGAUCCUCUCACGAUCCACAGAAGAGAUAUUCGCCAAGUUGCAAGAAGUAGACCCUCAAAUGGCUGUCCGAUGGCAUCCGAGAGACAGACGAAAGAUCCAGCGGUCGCUGGAAAUCUGGCUGAAAACGGGCAGGAAGGCAUCGGAGGUAUAUGCAGCGCAACAGGAACGAAAAGGUGCAAUUGGUCGAAACAGUGGCUCAGGCUCCAUGUCCGGAGAUCUCAAAAGCAUGAUUGACAGUGGUCAAGUUUCUGCUUUGCGUUAUCCGACUUUGCUUCUGUGGUUGGAAGCUGAAGAUGCCGUCCUGAAAGAGCGACUCAACGCCCGUGUGGAUUCAAUGGUGGAAAGCGGACUUGUAGAUGAAGCGGCGGCCCUAGCAUCUCUCGAGAAUGGUAUGGUCAAGCGAGGUUCGCCGGUGGACAAAACCAUGGGAAUAUGGGUUUCGAUUGGUUACAAAGAAUUGGGACCUUAUAUCCAGGAACAGCAAGCCUCGGGGGCCGAUUCUCCUCAAAGUUCUCGCGCUUUGGCGCAGGCUGUUGAAGCUGUAAAGGCGGGAACAAGACGCUACGCAAAACGGCAGAAUCGCUAUAUUCGCAUCCGACUGGCUAAUGCCCUGCAACAAGCUGGUGAAUUUAAUAUGUUGUUCCUUCUUGAUGGAACCGAUCUCGAGAAUUGGGACACCAAGGUUUUCGAACAAGCCCAGGCGCUUGUGAAAUCGUUUCUCGACGGUGAAGCCCUACCGGAGCACAAAAGCUUGUCUGAACUUGCAGACAGUAUACUCUCUGCUUCCAAUGAAGGAGGCGUGACGGACUCUCGAGUGGCCAGAAAGUGCGAGACAUGCGACAAGAUACUGAUGACAACUGACCAGUGGAAUCGUCAUCUCUCGAGUCGUGGUCACAAGAAGGCUGCGGUGGCCCAACGCAAGCGAGAAGCAACGUCGAAUCAGGUUCCCAACCAGACUUGCGACGUCUUUGACUCAAAACCUACUUAA
Messenger RNA from Exophiala spinifera, 1443 nucleotides. RefSeq names its product tRNA dimethylallyltransferase. Bases 1 to 1443 code for a protein of 480 amino acids. The record is from RefSeq and is a predicted model, not a curated record. Gene Ontology annotation, molecular function: tRNA dimethylallyltransferase activity; ATP binding. The transcript has 2 exons. Gene Ontology annotation, cellular component: mitochondrion. NCBI's taxonomy places the organism in Eukaryota, Fungi, Ascomycota, Eurotiomycetes, Chaetothyriales, Herpotrichiellaceae. Gene Ontology annotation, biological process: tRNA modification.